Messenger RNA from Durusdinium trenchii, 975 nucleotides. Lineage: Eukaryota; Dinophyceae; Suessiales; Symbiodiniaceae. The record is from the annotation of a GenBank genome assembly.
AUGCUGUCAUGUUGGGGGGGGCUCUUCACGCAUGUUGGACACUCGAGCGCUUCUCAACUCUUAACAGAUUUCACUUGUCAGAAGCGCUUCGAGCCUGGCUUGCUUUUAGACUAUGGCCAGAAGCUUAACGGUGCAAAAGGAGUCCAGCCUCUCUUCACAUGCAAGCCAGUGUGGCACGCCACGCGAGCCGGGCUGCCGCACGCGCGUGACAAGUCAGGCUGCAGCGGGAGCGCUCAUUGGUGCUGGGAUGGUAUCUUGCCUUUAGAUGGUGAUGCAAACCGUUUUGUGGAGUGGAUCAGGUCGAGCAUGGACCACUGGACCAAGACAAAAAGCCGCAUUUGGUAUGGAAAUCACAUUCUGAUCCUGGGCUGGAGUGAAAAGACUUUGUACUUGCUCAAUGAGCUCUUUGAAGCUCUCUGCUCCAAUGGAGACACGGUACCCGUGGUCAUCUUGGCCGACCGAGAGCAGUCGUUGAUGCAGCAAGAAGUGCAACAACAUUUCUAUCAGCUCUGGGAGAGGAACUCUUUCUUCGACAGGCGCUGGAGAUUGUUGAAGUCGGUGAUGCUUCGGGAAGGAGUGGCUCAUGAGACCGAUGCACUGGAACGAGCUGGUGCUUCAAUGGCCCAGGAAAUCAUCAUCCUUAGCCGCGAUGGAAAUCCUCGAAUUGCAGAUCUAGAGACGGUCCGCAUCAUGCUCGCCUUGUCUUCUCUCCGAGAACCUGCGCGCUGCAGGAUUUUUGCCGAGGCUCAAGCUCAUGAGGUGGAGACCGUCCUGCGACGUUUGCACCCAGACCCGAAAGCGGGGAUUCAGGUCAUCAGCCCCUGGGCUCCAUGGACGACCUUUGGCCAAGCGAGGAAAGACUGCGAGCCAGCCAUGUGCAUCGGUGUGCAGGCAGGACUCGGGUCGGGGAGUCGCGGCGCGGAGUCCGGCACCGGUAGAGUCGCGGGCUGUAGCGUCCGAUCGCUCCGUUCGUAG